CAUGUUUUUGCUAAGCAAAAAAAAGAAGAGAGGGAGUCGUGCCGUCGUGGUAGCAAACAAUAAACUGAAUAAAGUAGCGGGAAACAAAAUGAGUAGGAUUUCAGAGUGCCCCCAAAUUGCUUGCAGGAAGGGGAGAUGAUCGACUUCGAAGACGAAGAGUUCCUCUCUCAAGUAGCCGCCGCUGAGGCAGCUGCGCUGUCUUCAUCCACCAAGCGUCGCCGGACCUCUACCUCCAAUUUCACCUCAACCGUGAAUAUCAGGCCCACCACGUCACCGAACAGCAACGACACUACCACUAGUAUCGGAGAAGGAGCAUACAUCGCAGCUCUCAAAGGCAGCAAAAGCAUCGAAUUCCAGCAACAAGCGGCAACAUUUUCCUCUUCUUCUGUAUCGCGCCAAAGCUAUAAACCCUUUAGUUCCGGUAAUCACAGCAACUCUUCAUUUCCUUCGUCUGAUUCUGGUAAUACGUGCUUCAAGUGUGGCAAAUCUGGCCACUGGGCACGCGAUUGCAGUGCUGGUCCAGUGAAUGAUGGAAAUGAUUCUGGGAGUUUCCCUGAAAAGAAAUGCCCGUGCGGGUCUGGAAAUUGCAUCAUCCUCACAGCCAACACUGAUAAGAACCGUGGUCGGAAGUUCUACAAAUGUCCUAUCAGGCAGGAUAAUGGAGGUUGUGACUUCUUUGAGUGGUGUGACAAGCCUUUAUUUACCCAUCACAUAGCGAUCCAAAGCAAGUCUUCCACAAACUUUUCAAUCCUCGAACUGUCUUGUCCAUGUGGUGCUGGUCCUUGUCUUGUUCUCACAGCAAAGACAGGGAAAAACAUUGGCCAGCAAUUCUAUCGUUGUCCUAGUCAGGAAAGCUGUGGGUUUUUCAAAUGGUGUAAUGAAAUGACAAACAUACCAGAGCCACAGAACACUCCUCAGGUUCACCUGAGUAUGGGUAGUAUGGGCAACAAAAGUUAUAAUAAUUCAGUGGCUUGUUUCAAAUGUGGGAAGGAAGGACAUUGGGCAAAAGAAUGUGUGAACUCUGUUCCGCUGUCAUCUCCUGCUGCUGAUGGAGCUGGGAAAUCAACCACCUUGACUUCAUGCUUUAAGUGUGGUGGAGCUGGUCAUUGGGCAAAAGACUGCACUUCUGCGGUUUCCAUCAGACCACCAAGGUCUACUAAGUAGGUUAAUGCAGCUGGACUGAAGUUCUUGGUUCCUCAGAUGAAAACUUUCCCAGGUGGUAAUAUAAAUGAUGUGGUAUUAAUGUGGUUGAUGUAGUCUUCAUUUCUUGAAGAUGGUAAAUGGUAAUAUACGGAGUAGUUAUGUUUUGGUAAUAUACGGAGUAGUUAUGUUGUGGUAAUAUACGGAGUAGUUAUGUUUUCUCUA
Messenger RNA from Cuscuta europaea, 1365 nucleotides. The record is from the annotation of a GenBank genome assembly. Lineage: Eukaryota; Viridiplantae; Streptophyta; Magnoliopsida; Solanales; Convolvulaceae.